AUGCCUUUUAUUCCCGUUUUUCUUACCGUCCUUUUCUGGAUAUCGGCCAAGGCUCUGCAGGUUACUCCCAACUCGCCAUGCGCUCAGUUUUGUCACGGCAGUUCUAAGUCCAAGUCGGUUAAAACGCUCGGUGACGAGAUUGUCUGCAACGAUGACGACUUCAAGAAAAAGGCCGAAGGCCAAAAGUUCCAAAGAUGUUUAGCUUGUCUUCAGGACAGCACCUUCACACAAGGGAAUGAGAACGACCAAGAUUGGUUUUUAUACAACAUGCGUUACUCUUUCGACUAUUGUAUCUUUGGUUAUCCCAACGCAACUGGGAUCUCGUCAGGCCCAUGUAUUACAUCAGAAGCGUGCGGCCCUAUCACAAAUGCUUUGGAAGAGGGUAUUACCGAACCUGACGACAGAGAUCAGUUUGGUUAUUGCGAUACUGAUGGCAAAGCGAUGUUCGGCGAUGCAGUCGCCAAGUGUCAAGCUUGCGUCAAGGCAGAUAGUAGCCAGACGAUCAUAUCUAAUUUUCUUGUUGCCCUUGAAGCUGGAUGCCAACAGCGUCCUAAACCAGGAACCACGCUUGGACUCAACGACACCGUUUUCAGUGAUAGAUCCAUCUCGGCUGUUGAUGCCUCCACCUCUCUUACCACUGGAGAUGAUCAUGAGCUCCCCAACACAAUUAUCGCUGCCAUUACAAUUGGAGCCCUAGCUUUCCUUCUCAUCUCUGCAGGUUGCAUCUUUAUGCAAUGUCGUAAGCGUAAGAAGCUCUCUGCUCGCAAUCGACGCUCCUCUCUUUCUUUCCGUUGCCAGACACACCUCACGCCAACAACACCUGGUUUCCGUGACCUGCCUCCAUACAUGGACGAGGAGCGAAACGUGUCUAAGCCGUCGUUUUUCAAUACAGCCUCGCGGUCAAAGAACUCGGUCAGAACUUCAAAAGAAAGCCACAAGCUCGGCAUCGUCACUACCAUUAUCACAAUCCCCCACCCUGCGCCUACGAAAGCUCCUUUCCAUACACCCUCACGGGAGGGUUCGUCCCCGACAGAAAGUGUAUCGAGCUGCUGUACUGCUCCUCUUUUGUCCAAUUCAACAGUACAGCAAUGCAGCACUCCAUGUGUUGCUUCACCACUUUUCAGUCCCGGCCUUUCCAUUACAACACCCCGCUCAGGCACCUUUCCAAGAGAGGUUCAUGAUAGCAAUAAUCCUUGGGUACAACAGCCAAGUAGUGCUACCGGAAGAGGGUUUCUGAAGAAAAAGCAGUCAAGAGACUCACAAGCCCCUACCGAGACACGCAAUAUUCGAAUUGUGUUUGAUCCACCACCUAAAAAGCCCAGAAAAUCUUGA
Messenger RNA from Fusarium coffeatum, 1332 nucleotides. RefSeq lists its product as uncharacterized. NCBI's taxonomy places the organism in Eukaryota, Fungi, Ascomycota, Sordariomycetes, Hypocreales, Nectriaceae. The coding region runs from base 1 to 1332 and encodes 443 amino acids. The record is from RefSeq and is a predicted model, not a curated record. The transcript is spliced from 3 exons.